Molecule: messenger RNA, 2930 nt
Organism: Fundulus heteroclitus (mummichog)
Lineage: Eukaryota; Metazoa; Chordata; Actinopteri; Cyprinodontiformes; Fundulidae
Gene: nhlh2
Product: nescient helix loop helix 2
Exons: 2
Coding region: 706-1080 (124 amino acids)
Biological process (GO): regulation of transcription by RNA polymerase II
Molecular function (GO): protein dimerization activity; RNA polymerase II cis-regulatory region sequence-specific DNA binding; DNA-binding transcription factor activity, RNA polymerase II-specific
Source: RefSeq, a predicted model, not a curated record
UCCUCCAAUAUAUUCCGUCCCCUCCAUCCAUGAAGUGAGCCUUUAUUAGUGGGGAUCGUUUGGAUCUUAUCUUGCACAUGACGCUCGGCGGAUGAGGAGGAAUCGGAGAAACGAGGUGGGGGGGGGGAAUUUAUCUGCGAUCUGCCUGAUUUCUCGACCUGGAAGAGUGUCGCUUAUCUUCAGCCUCUUCAUCCCCAUCUUCCACAGGCGGACGGACCAGUAGCCCUCUCUAUCAGCCCAUCUCAUCUAUUGUCUCCGCCGCUGAAAUCCAACGGAGGGCUGGCUGAUCCCUUCAUCAGCAUCAGCAUCAUCCCAAUCAGCUUUUUACAUUGUUUAGAUUUUUUUUUUUUUUUUUUUUAGAUCAUUUUUUAAAUUUCUCUGCAGAUCUCCUGAACUGAUCCCAGGAAGACUUUCUGGCUCCAGUCUGUUUGCCAUCAGUUACAUUUCCCUCAUGCUUUCUAUGAUGCUCGUGUCGCAAGUUUCCGGCAGGAAGAAGUGAAAGAAGUACUUUCUCUUUGCAUUUUUAUUUUUUAAUCAUUUCCCUGAGGCUGAGUGCACGUCUCUCUGAAAUCUGAUGCUUGGUCAGCUCGUGGAAUAUGAGUUAACUGGGAGUUUGGUUAAUUAAGCGAAGAAAGAAAUUGCUUUCCAACUCUUUUUUUCCAGGUUUUUUGAGGUGGAACGCCCGCCCACGCUCAGAGCGCAAAAAUGAUGCUGAGCCCGGAUCAGGCCGAGGCGGACCUCUCCUGGACCCAGUCCGACCCGGAGACGAUGCUCAACGGCCUCAAGUCGGCCGGCUGCACCUCGGACGAGCCGACCGAGGGCGAGGAGCAGCGGGCCAAGUGCAAAGCCGAGCAGCCGCUGAGCAGGGAGGAGAAGAGGAGGCGGCGGCGGGCCACGGCCAAGUACCGCUCCGCGCACGCCACCCGGGAGCGCAUCCGGGUGGAGGCGUUCAACGUGGCCUUCGCGGAGCUGCGCAAGCUGCUGCCCACGUUGCCCCCGGACAAGAAACUCUCCAAGAUCGAGAUCCUCAGACUGGCUAUAUGUUACAUCUCCUACCUGAACCACGUGUUGGAUGUCUGAGUGGGGGAGGAUUGGGGAGGGGGGUGUGGGAGAUUUUUACAGAACGCGCAGUAUUUUUAAGCCUUUCGCAGCUGAUGCUUUGGACAGACACGCUACACUGAAAAAAAAAAACAAAAAAAAAACACCGACAAUUUAACCAAUAAAAUGGGCUAACAAUCUAGACUGCACACACUUUAGCUGGGUAGGUUAAUUAAGUUUAACAACUAAACAAGCAUUCAUUACUUUGCAAACUAUUUUUUCAAGCUAAAUCGCUCAAAUUCAAUAUAAUCAUUCAAUUCGUUUUGCUCUGGUUUGUCUUCCAUGUUAAAGAGAAGCCAAAAAUAACUACGAUGUGCUGUUCUGUGGUGGCAAUGAUCAGUUAAAAAGUUAAGCUUGCUAGCAAGUUUGACAUCAGAUUUGGCAUUGUUGGAUAUAAAAUGACUAAAUAUAAAAAUUCUUUUAUCCACCAUGACUCCAAUGAUGGCGUUUAAUACAACCGUCCUCUGCUGGGCACCGCCGCGCAGGACGGAUGAGAAUAGAUACCAGCUAAUCAGAAGUUCUACAUUUUUUUCCUUACAAAACUUUUGUUUUGGUUCAAAUUUAACAGUUUAUAAACGUCAUAUUUGCAAACAAAUUUGCCAAAUGAAAAUUUCAACAACUUUGAUACCCUGUAAAAUCAAUUUUUACAGUGCACUUUUAAAUCCAAGGUGGAAGAUUUUACAGAUUUUUCUAGAUAUUGGAAGAUGUAAAAUCUACCAUUCAAAACCUAUGACAUAAAGCUCCCUUUUUCCCUUAUAUAUAUUUUUAAAUCUACAAAAAUAAACAGAAAUCAAUCAAAUAAAGCCACUAUGUCCUCUCAGACUUUCACAUACGUUAGUCUAAUGAAUCUGGGUUAGGCCAGGGCUGGUUGAAGCCUUUUAAGCUUUUGCUACAUUAAAAAUCACAGGCAUGAUUUUCCCCCUCAAGCUUAUAAAUAGGACCAUAUUAUUGCCUAAAAAAAAUUCUGGUGGGAAUUUAUGUAUGUUUAAGAGCUGAAAGAGAAAAAAAUUAGACUGAUUCCAUUCAAAUGUGCGUGCCCAACUAGCUAAAUUAUUGGAUUCUUUCGCUCAUCUGGUUCAUCCUCCAUGUUAACCCACCCCAAAAUAAAAAAAUAGGGCCUGGUUUUUGAGUGAGAUGUAAAAAUCAGCUGAAAUAGAAACGUUUCAGCUCUUCGCCAACAUGCUGACAUCGUUAACUUUCUUGUCUGAAAACCACGUACGCCUAAGGAUUGGGAAGCUCAGCCUGCUAGCAAGUUUGACUUUAGCAUUAGCGCCUUUGCUAAACUCGCGUAAUCUGGACACAAUUUGAAUCUCCUGCUUGAAAUAGAAUGUAAGCGUUAGCACACAUCACAUCACCAAGCAAACUGCCUAAUUGAAUUUCAAGUAUUGACAAAGCUAAUCUUUAAUACUAUCCACUAUUUUCUUCUUUUUUUUUUUACAGUGCACUAUUACCCUUCUUUCACACUGUGUCAGGCUAAGGUUGGGGGGGAGGGGUACUUUUUCACAUCAAAAUGAAGGGAUGUAAACAAGAUAGCUGCUUUAGAUCUUAUAGUUUAGAGGAUGUUUUCCAUAAAGGAAAAAAAAAAUAUUCAAUACGUCAAGUGCUACUUAUGAAUUUGUGACCUUAAUCAUUUUUAAAUUGUAUUUAUUUAUUUAUUUAUUCAUUUAUUUAUUGUUUAAUUGUUAAUAUUGCUAAUUUAUUUAUGCUGAUCACAUAGGUCUUUUUUCUGUAUAAAUGUAUAUUGUUUGUUGCUUCAAUAUAUUUUUAGGCUGUGAAAUUGAACGUGGAAAGUGAUGGUGUUUUCCUGUUUAAAAAAAAAAAAAGAAGAAGAA